This is a messenger RNA of Sinocyclocheilus grahami, 710 nucleotides long. RefSeq names its product alpha-taxilin-like. Lineage: Eukaryota; Metazoa; Chordata; Actinopteri; Cypriniformes; Cyprinidae. The transcript has 4 exons. The record is from RefSeq and is a predicted model, not a curated record. Gene Ontology annotation, molecular function: syntaxin binding. Bases 132 to 710 code for a protein of 192 amino acids.
CCCUGGCAUUUCCUGUGUCAGUUGGAAGCAGCAGUGGGAAGGGUAAAGAGUGGUGACAAACAGCAGAAGUGGUUUCUUGGACCAAACUAAAACACUGGUAUUCAUUUAAACGGUAUUAGCUGACAGCAGAGAUGCAUUUAAGUAUUUGUUCAGCAAUGCAGAGGAGUGAGAUGGAGGAUCCAGUAGCUGAUAGCAGUGCGGAUGAUACAGAGAUACAGAGCACCGCUGCAUCUGAGAUGACCAACAGCCCUAAAGAAGCCAUAACACAGCCGGAUGGCACACCAACCAACAAUUCUCAGGCAGAGGAAGGCUUGGCAGAGGCUGGAGCGAGUUCUGCCUCCUGUGACAUGGCUGAGGAACUGAGCAGACAGCUGGAGGACAUCCUCAGCACCUAUUGUCUUGAGGAUGGUGGUGUUGGCGGUGAGGAUGCGGCGGUGACCAACGGCCAGCCUGAUGGUGUGGAAGUGAACGGGCUGUCUGAGAAGGAGGCCAAACUGAACGGCAAUGGAUGCACUGAGAAGGACCGGAAAAAGCUGCAGGACAAGAAGAAAGUGAAGGGCUUGGGCAAGGAGAUCACCCUUCUUAUGCAGACUCUCAACACAUUGAGCACUCCAGAGGAGAAGCUGGGUGGCCUCUGUAAGAAGUAUGCUGAGCUGGUAAGACAUGAUGAUAUCAAAAGAUGUCAACAUCUCAGGUCAUGUGUUGUAUAA